CAUCACAUGUGUCAUUAAUACCCAUCCAAACCAUAUUUAAUGUGACCUCCCAAAAACGUACUCCAUGUCUAUGCAACAAAUACAAGUAGUUAGCAACAUUAUUAUUAUUAUUCAGACAAUAUUGAAAACUGUGUUUAAAGAGUGUUAUUCACUUCACAGGAAUUGAAACAAGGGACACAAAUGAAGAAUUGGAACCAAUUUGGUGUCAUUGAUACCAUCUACGAGGAAGAACGUGAAUUCUCUUCCACCUCUUCCUCUUCUCUUUCUCCUUCCUUUUCAUCUUCUCCUCAAUCUCUUCAUUCCACUGUAAAUGCUUGGUCUGUUGACUCUGGAUGUGAACCAGAUGUGUUGAUACAUGUUCAAGGAACUUGUUUUCGUCUCCACAAGGAACGUAUGAUAUCAAAAAGCACAUAUCUAAAACGACAUUUAACAUCAGGAAUCUCAGACUUCACACUCUCUCCACCGUUAAACAUAACGGCAGAAACAUUUACAACCGUAACUGAAUUCUGUUACGGACGGAAAAUUCAGUUAAAACCUACAAAUGUGGCAGCCGUUAUAACGGCAGCGGAGUUAUUGGGAAUGAAAGAGGGAGAUAUUAAUCUGCGUGACGUGGCGGAAUCUGUUUUUGAGAGAAUUGUUUGCGUUGAAGCGGUAACGGUUUUACGUUCGUGUUUGAGUUUAUUUCCUGAGGUUGAAACGACGUCGUCGAUUGUGAGUAGAUGUAUUGAAACGGUGAUUUUGGAGAACGAGGAUAUGGAUGAGGAGAGUGUUUUGGAUGUGAUUGUGGAAAUGGAGCAUAGAGAUUUUGAAAGUGUUGUUUAUUCGUUGAAUGGAAGGUUGGAGAACCAUGAUGUUUUGUAUAAGUUGGUCGAUCUUUAUCUCAAGGAAAACAAGUAUGACAAACUAACAGAUGAACAGAAAACAGAAAUAUGUAAUUCAAUAGAUUGUACUAAGCUCUCACCUCUUAUCUUGGUAGAUUGUGUUCAAAACCCCAUAAUGCCACUAAGAUUCAUCGUUCGAGCAAUUCUUGCCGAACACCUCACCACUCGUCGCACAAUCACUGAAGCCGCCACCACUACAGCGGCCGGUAGUUUUCAACAACAAGUAGAAGUACAUCGAAUCUCACUUAGAGAAUUUCUCCAACUCGACACCACUCGUCGCCAAAAUGCACAGCUAAAAGAAGCUAUGAAUUCAACUUACUCUCGAAUUCAAACCCUUGAGAAAGAGCUUAGUUGCAUGAAGAAGAUUCUCCAGGAUCAUCAAGCUGAGGAAGAAAAGGAAAAAGAGAAAGAGAAAGCGAAAGAGAAGGAGCUAGAGAAUAGUGUUUUGAAUUCGGAACGUUCUGCGAGUUUUCAUGUUCUUCCCAUUGAUGAGAAUAGUAAAAUACGGAGAGGUGGAAGAGGCUCUGUUUCAUCUUCUGGUUUUGUUCUUGAUAACAUGAUCAAGAAAAAUAAUGAAAUGGUUAAGUACAAAUAUAAUGUUAAUUCUUCUGAAGGAUCAUGUCAUGAAGGGAAUGAUACUCAAAAAAGGGCUACAAGUUUUCGUCAUAGGUUCAUAACUGGGCUCAAGAAUACAUUCAAGAUUCCGAAUUCUUCGUCGAAUUUGAAGGAUCACCACCAAUGACUGUGACUGAUUCAGGGUAAUGUUGCUGUUCAUUUGAGAAUAUUCAAAGCAAAAUUUUACAAAUGUUCCCUUUUAAUUCAUGAUACUUGCUGUCAAAUAUUAGUCUAAUAUUUUUGAAAGAUUUUAUUUUUGUUCUGAUAGGUCAAAGGUUGUUAUUUUGUAUCAAUUGGUCACUUUUUUGUUUUUUAAUGUUGUUUUAAAUUAUUUAAACCUAAAAAUUUAUAUUAUAUGUUUUAAAUUUCUUACUUGUCCUAUGCUGGUACAUUUGAAUGAAUUAAUUCAAUAAUUUAGGAUAUAUCUACCCAAACAUCAAAGUGUGUCUAUAGUAGAUUUGAACAAUUUAUAGAUACAAGUUUUUAAAA
Messenger RNA from Trifolium pratense (red clover), 1985 nucleotides. RefSeq names its product BTB/POZ domain-containing protein At3g49900. The transcript is spliced from 4 exons. Lineage: Eukaryota; Viridiplantae; Streptophyta; Magnoliopsida; Fabales; Fabaceae. The coding region runs from base 181 to 1623 and encodes 480 amino acids. The record is from RefSeq and is a predicted model, not a curated record. Gene Ontology annotation, molecular function: protein binding.